AUGCAUCAUAUCAAGUUUUCAUUGAUAGAAAUCAUCAAAUUUCGUUAUGAAAUUAAAUGGGUAGCUCUCGUUGUUGUGUUACUCUUAGCAAAUGGUUGUGCCGCUGCGGAACCCGCCAACGAACCACCGCCAAUUGCGCAGCCGGGGCAAAAAACUGGUACCAAGAUUAGCCUGCCCAUGGCAGUUGUGUUGGCAUGCUUGUUAAGUGCCUUCUUGUUAAUUUGCUUCUUGUUUUACUUGUUCCACCGCUAUGCCGAACAUCAGUUUGCCCUCGCCGCCACUACUGGAAAUGGAGGUGAAAGGAGUCUUGGGAAGCAGGUGGCGGCACGUGGACUUGACCCUGCCGUGGUUGCCACCUUCACGAGUUUUACAUACUCGGUCGUGAAAGAGAUCAUGAUUGGGCAACAAGCGCUAGAAUGUGCUGUGUGCUUGAAUGGGUACCAGGAUCACGAGGCUCUACGCUUGCUACCUGAAUGCAGCCAUGUUUUUCACCGUGAUUGUUUAGAUGAGUGGUUGGCCUUACAUGUCACUUGCCCGGUUUGUCGGGCGAGUCUUGUUCCGAAACCCGAUCCACUCAGUCGCGAGACAGAGUCAUGGCAUAGCACAAAGGAGACAACAAAAGGUUAUGUUUCAAUUCAACUCACCGAAUUGAAACAUGACCUCCCACCUGUCAGAAAAAUAUCCCGCUCUUGUUCAAUGGGAGAACGACGUUCAAAAAAUGUUGAGAGGUACACGUUACGGUUAUCAGAAGAAAUGCAAAAUGUUCUCAAUAACCUGACCGUCAAUCCAUCAACAAACUCUAAUGUGGCAUUUUCCAUGGGAAGCGAUACGAAAUUGAUCAAUCUCAGAAGUGCAAGCGUAAAUUCGAUUAGGGGGUCGGAUUGUUUUAAUCAUAUUAUAUAA
Cynara cardunculus var. scolymus (artichoke) is the source of this 903-nucleotide messenger RNA. RefSeq names its product E3 ubiquitin-protein ligase ATL31-like. The record is from RefSeq and is a predicted model, not a curated record. NCBI's taxonomy places the organism in Eukaryota, Viridiplantae, Streptophyta, Magnoliopsida, Asterales, Asteraceae. The transcript has a single exon. The coding region runs from base 1 to 903 and encodes 300 amino acids.